Paecilomyces variotii is the source of this 1838-nucleotide messenger RNA. Its product is annotated as Snf7-domain-containing protein. Gene Ontology annotation, biological process: vesicle budding from membrane; late endosome to vacuole transport via multivesicular body sorting pathway. Gene Ontology annotation, cellular component: ESCRT III complex; multivesicular body; cytoplasmic side of plasma membrane. The transcript has 5 exons. NCBI's taxonomy places the organism in Eukaryota, Fungi, Ascomycota, Eurotiomycetes, Eurotiales, Thermoascaceae. The record is from RefSeq and is a predicted model, not a curated record. Bases 343 to 1800 code for a protein of 485 amino acids.
CCCAUACAAGGUCACGUGCAGCGUGUCAUAGCGCGUCUUAUCGAUAUCCGAUUAGCUCCAACCUCAGGCCUUCCUUGUCGGAGCCUCGAAUGGGCCAGCUGGAUGUACUGUACGAGACAAGCUGGCCAACGCCAGGCCCAGUUCGAAUCGUUGCGCUGCUGGAUCAACAGACAUUAGUUGUGUCAUACAAUCUUCAUUAACGACUUGACUGCACUUGAUCCUGUUACCAGACGGAAAAACGAAACGAUAACCUCUCACUUACCCCGGGGAAGCCCCUACGUCCAGCGUUUAUUUCAUACUCAGACAGCGAAUCUCAUUUGCUGUCGGGAUCACUCGCUCACCAUGAGUGACCUCUUGACAUACAUCCUCACUCACGAGGAUGCGUUUCGAAAGAACCGCCUCCCAUCCCUCUACUCAGACUUCGCAUUACAAAAGAGCACCAAUCCGGACGGAUACGCCGUUAACGUCGCAGCGUGGGAACAUGCGCUCACGAACGCCGCGCGAGCCGGACAGCUCUCCUCGUUACGAUCCACAUUAGGCUCCGGAGGGGGAGGUGAAAGACAGAGGAAGAAAACCGACCAUAUCGUUCUAAGAGCCGAUGAGACGCUUCUCAGGGAACUGGAAAGUCCCCAGUGGGGAAGGCCGGUUGCGUUGGCGAGUGUAUUUGACGAGGCGAUUCAGAAGCGGAGUAUGGUUCCGUUGCAAUUAUAUAAAACUAGCGGGGCGAGUCUGCAGAAGAAGCAGUGGCAGCUCAUUGACCCGGGGAUGUUAAGUCCUUGGAACGUGAUGAGCUGGGGUAUCAAACAGCUGAGGGGGAUCGUUGUGGGGUCUGAUAGUCUUGAAUCUUCACCGCGAUUACAGGCUCAGGAGCUGGUUUUGGUUGAGAAUUUGAAGGAAGCUGCAAGUCGAGUAACAAAGCAGGCGCUGAGUCUAAGCUCCUCCAAAGUCGACCUGAUCUACUCUAGAGAAAGCUUUGUGAACGAGUUUUCCACCGUGAUGGACGAUACGACGGAAUUAUCGGAAGCUGACUUCGAUGUUUUGCUUAUAUAUCUGUCUCGAGACAGUAACUCCAUUGUGUACGACGGAAAGACCGUCAAGUUCAAAUCCGGCAAUGAUACCUCGACUGAGAUAACGCAACAGGAUACCACCGUAGCGUCAAUCAAAACAUUAAUUUCCAGCCUGUCAAAGCAGGUAUCAAAUCUGGAAGGGAAGAUCAACGAGUUGAACAAUACUGCAAAGGUAGCCCUGAAUAACAAAAACAGGCUAUCUGCCCUAUCAGCGCUGCGGUCAAAGAAACUCGCAGAGCAAAAUCUGAAGCAGCGAUCAGAUACUCUGGCUCAACUUGAGGAAAUCUAUACCAAGAUCGAGCAGGCGGCUGAUCAGGUUGAGAUUGUGCGUGUCAUGGAAGCCAGCACAGGAGUCCUCCGGGGACUACAUGCCCAGGUCGGCGGCGUCGAAAAGGUAGAAGAUGUGGUGGAGGAAUUGCGUGAAGAGAUGUCCAAGGUGGAUGAAGUAGGAAAUAUCCUCAAUGAAGCAGGUCCAGUCAUUGACGAGGGCGAGAUUGAUGAGGAGCUUGAGGCUCUGGAGAACCAGGAGCUACAGGCCAAGGAAGAGAAGGAAGCAGAAAAAACCAGGAACAGGCUUGCAGAGUUGGAUAGCAUCCAGCAGGCAGCAGAGGAGGCUGCGCGCAAGGCCGAAGCAGAGCAAGGGGAUAUUGCCUCUGACCUGGCAGAGAGUAUUGGAAAGUUGUCCCACAUGUCCAUCGAGGACCGCUCCGAGCAACCGCUGGAGUCAAAGUGAACAGUAUCCAAACCCGCAAUGCCUGGAACAGCUGUACC